This is a messenger RNA of Scomber scombrus (Atlantic mackerel), 3529 nucleotides long. RefSeq names its product zinc finger, SWIM-type containing 6 (gene zswim6). The coding region runs from base 104 to 3529 and encodes 1141 amino acids. Gene Ontology annotation, cellular component: Cul2-RING ubiquitin ligase complex. The transcript has 14 exons. Gene Ontology annotation, molecular function: zinc ion binding. The record is from RefSeq and is a predicted model, not a curated record. Lineage: Eukaryota; Metazoa; Chordata; Actinopteri; Scombriformes; Scombridae.
UUUGGCCACAUACACGGCCAGCAAGCAAGCCGUGAGUAACCUCUUCCCUUUUUCCCCCCGAUCCCGUUCAUAUGGUGCGUUGACGUUUAAAAGUGGAGCUAUCAUGGCGGAGCUCGUUCAGCAGCCCCCGGCCAAACGCCUCUGCUAUAGACCGGGAUACAGCUCGACAUAUCGGCUUGGCCAGCGGGCCGCGGGGGCUCCGUGCGGCGGUUCCGCUGCAGCGCAGGGCGCAUCGUGCGCAACCCAAAGCCCGGAGACUCUGCUGGACAUCUCGGCGCGGAGAGUGGCGGAGAAGUGGCCGUUUCAGCGGGUGGAGGAGUGCUUUGAGAGGAUCCCGGAGCCCGUGCAGAGGCGGAUAGUGUAUUGGUCUUUCCCGAGGAGCGAGAGGGAGAUCUGCAUGUACUCGUCGUUUAAUAGCUCCAUCGGCGGUGUUGGUGGCGGCAGCGCGGAGGAGUGCGCAGGUAGUAGCGGGGAGAUCGGCGACGAAACUCGGCUGCCGUUCCGACGGGGCAUCGGUCUCCUGGAGAGUGGCUGCGUGGAUAAUGUGCUGCAAGUCGGGUUUCACCUCAGCGGCACAGUAAGGGAACCGGCGACGUCCUCGGAGCCCGAGCUGGUCUGCAACGUGAGCGUCAGCUUCGACCGAUGUAAGAUCACAGCGGUAACGUGCAGCUGUGGCAACAAGGACAUCUUCUACUGCGCCCACGUGGUGGCGCUCUCGCUGUACCGGGUGCGGAAGCCCGAGCAGGUCAAACUGCGGCUUCCCAUCUCAGAGACGCUUUUCCAGAUGAACAGAGAUCAGCUGCAGAAGUUUGUUCAGUACCUGAUCACGGUCCAUCACACCGAGGUGCUGCCGACCGCACAGAAACUGGCCGAUGAAAUACUGUCGCAAAACUCUGAGAUCAACCAGGUGCACGGAGCUCCGGAUCCGACGGCGGGGGCGAGCGUGGACGACGAGAACUGCUGGCAUCUAGACGAGGAGCAAGUUCAGGAACAGGUCAAGCUCUUUCUCUCCCAGGGCGGGUACCAUGGCUCGGGGAAGCAGCUCAACUUACUGUUCAGCAAGGUGAGGGAAAUGCUGAAGAUGAGGGACUCGAACGGCGCUCGCAUGUUAACGCUGAUCACAGACCAGUUCAUGGGCGACCCCAGACUGGCGCUGUGGAGGCAACAAGGGACCACAAUGACUGACAAGUACAGGCAGCUGUGGGACGAACUAGGAGCCCUGUGGAUGUGCAUCGUGCUGAACCCUCACUGUAAACCCGAGCAGAAGAGUUUCUGGCUCCGACAGCUUCGCAGGUGGAACGGCGUGGACGUCUGCCCCUUGGAGGACGGUAACCAUGGCAGCGAGCUGACCAAUCUGACCAACGCUCUGCCCCAGGGCCCUCCUGGCAACCCAGAUUCACUGACUCGGCCUCACCGGACGGUCUUCACGCGAGCGAUCGAGGCCUGCGACCUGCACUGGCUGGACCCCCACCUGCAGCACAUCAUCACCGAGGACCACUACACCAACUACUGUUACCAUGACAACCUCGACAGCUCCCUCUUCGACCCCCGGGGUUGGCCGCUGUGGCACGAGCACGUCCCGACGGCGUGCGCACGAGUGGACGCGCUCAGAUCGCACGGUUACCCCAAGGAGGCGCUCAGGCUCGCCAUCGCAAUAGUCAACACGCUGCGGAGGCAACAGCAGAAGCAGCUGGAGUUCUUCCGCACGCACAAAAAAGAGCUGCUCCAUAAAGGCGUCACCUCAAUUACCAACAUGGAGGGCUGGGUGGGUCACCCUCUGGAUCCCAUCGGCACCCUGUUCAGCACCCUGAUGGAGACGGGGCGAAGCAUCGAUGACGGAACCGCGGUGCUGCUCGACUUCUCAGGCUCGCUGGGUUCAGGUAGAAGGUCGGAGCACGGCAUUUGCCCGGCGCAGCGCUUCCUGGAAGAAGGCGAGUCGUUCAUGUCGCUCGCCAUAGAGACGUCUCUGAUUGGCUUAGGGCAGCAGAGAGUGAUGCCAGACGGCCUCUACGCCCAGGAGAAGGUGUGUCGCAACGAAGAGCAGCUACUGGCCAAGCUGCAGGAAGUGGAGUUAAGCGACAUGUUGGUGAAGAUCUUCCGCAAGCAAGCUGUUUUCCUGCUCGAGGCUGGUCCUUACAGUGGUCUGGGGGAGUUAAUCUACAGAGAAAGCGUCCCCAUGCACACUUUUGCCAAGUAUCUCUUCACCUCCCUGCUACCUCAUGACGCCGAACUGGCGUAUAAAAUUGCACUGAGGGCCAUGAGGCUGCCGGUCCUGGAGUCCACGGCCGGCUCUGGCGACUUGUCUCGUCCUCACCAUAUAGUGUCAGUGGUGCCCAAUCGUUACCCUCGCUGGUUCACUCUCAGCCACAUAGAGUCCCAGCAGUGUGAACUGGCCUCCACCAUGCUCACUGCUGCUAAAGGUGACGCUCGUAAACUAGAAGUAGUGUUAGAGUCCAUCCAGAAGAACAUCCACUCCUCAUCUCAUAUUUUCAAACUGGCCCAGGAUGCCUUCAAAAUCGCCACUCUAAUGGACAGUCUGCUGGAUAUCACACUGCUCAAAGUCUCCCUGGAGCUGGGCCUUCAGGUGAUGAGAAUGACUCUGUCUACCUUAAACUGGCGGAGAAGAGAGAUGGUGCGAUGGUUGGUCACGUGUGCGACAGAAGUUGGUGUGUUCGCGUUGGACAGCAUCAUGCAGAGCUGGUUCACCCUCUUCUCUCCCACCGAAGCCACCAGCGUCGUGGCCAGCACCGUCAUGUCCAACAGCACCAUCGUCCGCCUGCACCUGGACUGCCACCAGCAGGAGAACCUGGCCAACUCCGCCCGCACCCUGGCCCUGCAGUGCGCCAUGAAGGACCCCCAGAACUGUGCCCUGUCGGCUCUGACGCUCUGCGAGAAGGACCACAUUGCCUUCGAGACAGCCUAUCAGAUUGUACUGGACGCGGCCUCCACGGGAAUGAACUACACACAGCUGUUUACAAUAGCGCGCUACAUGGAGCACCGUGGUUACCCCAUGAGGGCAUACAAACUAGCAACGUUAGCCAUGACUCACCUGAACCUCAGCUACAACCAAGACACGCACCCGGCCAUCAACGAUGUCCUGUGGGCGUGUGCUCUCAGCCACUCGCUGGGGAAAAACGAACUAGCGUCCGUCAUCCCCCUGGUGGUGAAAAGCGUGAAGUGCGCCACCGUGUUGUCGGACAUUCUGCGGCGGUGCACGUUAACAACGCCGGGGAUGGUGGCGCUGCACAGUCGCAGGAACUCUGGGAAGCUAAUGUCUCUGGACAAGGCUCCACUCAGGCAGCUACUGGACGCCACGAUCGGGGCUUACAUCAACACGACGCACUCACGGCUGACGCACAUCAGCCCGCGCCACUACAGUGAGUUCAUCGAGUUCCUCAGCAAAGCCAGAGAGACAUUUCUGAUGGCGCACGACGGACACAUCCAGUUCACGCAGUUCAUAGACAACCUGAAACAGAUUUACAAGGGCAAAAAGAAACUCAUGAUGCUCGUUCGAGAGAGAUUUGGUUGA